CCUAUACAAUCGCAAUUAAAAGAUUUUAACAGAAUUUUUUUUAUUCAUUCUUUUUACUCUGUCACCUCAAAACCGUGUAAGACUCCCAAGUCUGCCAGUCCACCACCCCCUUCUCUUUCUCUCCCAAUACAUCUUCUCUUUUCUUCUUUCUCCAAAGUUUCUUAUAUUUCUUGAUUAUUUAUUGAACCCCACAUGUGUAUCUAUUGAUCAAUUGUUCUUCUUCUUCUUUUUUUUUUUUUUUUUUUUAAUUUUUGUUUUGUGUGUGAUAACGUAAUGGAACCGAUACGUUUACCUUAAAUUCUUAUUUUUGUCUGAUUUUUUCUGUGCCCAAAGUCAACAUGCAAGCUUUGGAUCAGCCAACUUGAUUUAUUACCAAGGCCAACAACACUUUUUUUAUUUUGUUUGGCGAGUCGACCUUGGAAUAAAUUAAACAAAUUGUUUGCAGAAAAGGGAAAAAAUAAUUUAAAGAUGAAGAAUGAUGAACAAGCUCUGUUUCUGUUUGGUAUUUCACUUUCAACCCGACCCAGAUGGCAACAGUUCCUCUUGUGCUCUUCUGGGUUCUUCUUUGGCUAUCUUGUUAAUGGCGUCUGUGAGGAAUAUGUAUAUAAUAGGCUUCAAUUCAGCUAUGGAUGGUACUUUACCUUUGUUCAAGGAUUGGUUUACGUGGCUCUUAUUCAUUUCCUCAAUGGUUUUACGCCAAAGCAAAUGGUGAACCCGUGGAAGGAUUAUAUUAAGCUCUCUACAGUUCUCAUGGGCUCACAUGGGUUAACCAAAGGGUCAUUGGCUUUCCUCAACUAUCCAGCACAAAUCAUGUUCAAAUCUGCUAAGGUUUUGCCGGUCAUGGUAAUGGGGGCUUUUGUGCCCGGUCUGCGACGAAAAUAUCCACCGCAUGAAUAUAUAUCAGCAGUACUCUUGGUAGCAGGCCUGAUUCUUUUCACCUUGGCUGAUGCACAAACCUCCCCAAAUUUCAGCGUAAUUGGUGUGCUAAUGAUAUCUGGUGCUUUGAUUAUGGAUUCCUUUGUGGGGAAUUAUCAAGAGGCCAUCUUCAAGUCGAAUCCCAACACAACACAGAUGGAGAUGCUCUAUUGCUCAACAAUUGUCGGCUUUCCUAUCUUGUUCGUGGCUAUGAUUGUAACAGGAGAACUAAAGAUAGCAUGGCCUGCAUGUGCUCAGGUAAUUAUCACUAGAUCACAUGCAUCAUGUUUCAGACCUUGUUUCCUGCUUACCUUUUUUCUUUUCUUCCUGCAGCAUCCCUAUGUUUACGGCGUGUUGGUGUUUGAAGCCUGCGCUACUUUCGUGGGACAAGUGUCUGUCCUUUCCCUCGUAGCGAUAUUUGGUGCUGCCACUACUACAAUGAUUACAACUGCAAGGAAGGCUGUAACGUUAUUGCUUUCAUACUUGAUAUUCACGAAGCCUUUGACCGAACAACAUGGCACCGGAUUGCUGUUGAUGUCUAUGUGUAUAAUAAUGAAGAUGUUGCCUGACAACAAGCCCCCGCAGCCGAGGCCGCAGAAAAUUCUCCCUCUUCAACAAACCGAAAAACCACGCGAUCCUGAAGUUAACAGGUUUCAAAUAGGCACUGACGAGGAAGAAGAGAAGAGACCUUUGGUCUAAACACAGAAAGUAGUGACUCUAGCUUAGUCUAUUAUUUCAAUUUUUGAUCAACUUAUAGUUGUAAUAUGGCAACGAAAUGCUAGGCUUCUUUGUUUCUCAAAAAAUAUAUAUACGUUCUUGCAAUUCAUCUAAGGUGGUAAACAUUUGUCAGAAGUAAUUUAUUUCUCUUUGGGCAUUUAGUCCUCUUGAGAUGCUGAA
Molecule: messenger RNA, 1812 nt
Organism: Capsicum annuum
Lineage: Eukaryota; Viridiplantae; Streptophyta; Magnoliopsida; Solanales; Solanaceae
Product: UDP-galactose/UDP-glucose transporter 4
Exons: 6
Coding region: 469-1614 (381 amino acids)
Biological process (GO): transmembrane transport
Cellular component (GO): Golgi membrane; endoplasmic reticulum membrane
Molecular function (GO): transmembrane transporter activity
Source: RefSeq, a predicted model, not a curated record